Messenger RNA from Chroicocephalus ridibundus (black-headed gull), 3867 nucleotides. RefSeq names its product EF-hand calcium binding domain 6 (gene EFCAB6). The transcript is spliced from 27 exons. Gene Ontology annotation, molecular function: calcium ion binding. The record is from RefSeq and is a predicted model, not a curated record. Gene Ontology annotation, cellular component: nucleoplasm. NCBI's taxonomy places the organism in Eukaryota, Metazoa, Chordata, Aves, Charadriiformes, Laridae.
GGCAACGGGAAGACCUGGAAGCGGCGCCGAACGGUUGCCGGUACCGGCGGGCCCCGCGCCCCCCGCCCCGGGCCGCAGGUUGAACAGCCACAGUUACCAAACAAUGACAUUAAGUCAGCUGGAAACCCUGCUCAAGGAGAAAGUAUGUUGACCAGGGUGGUAACAGAAACCACAUGCUGGGGCAGUAAUUCAUUUCAGUACUAAUCUGCCAGAAAAUAAAAGAGAAGAAAUGGAAGCAGAAAAAAACUUUUUCUACAGUCUUCGCCAGCAAGAGUUUUUCUACAGUAUUCCCCAGCUGAGCAUGCUGUGUGACAGAGUGCAGUCUGGAGAGCACUGAGCAGGCAUUUGGAGAAAAAAUGUGUUCGGUCUAUCAGGACAUUGAAAAAGCCUUCAGAGCAAUUGAUGUCAGUCAGAGUGGAUUUGUGUCUUUGGAUUACUUGAAGUCAGUUAUAAGUGGCUUUAUAUUUCCUUUGCCAAAUGAAACUUUUCGAGAGCUAAUGAAUAGAGUAAAUCCAGCUAGAGGAGAUGAAGUUUCUUCAGCGACACUGCUCUUCAGAAGCUACCAGAAACAAGUUGGAAAGAUCACAAGAAAUGACCUUCGUCGUGUUUUACAUAACUUGGUAUUUCAAGUGAAAGAUAAAGACUUCCAGGGGUUAAUUGAGAUAAUUGAUCCAGAACAGACUGGAUACCUUGACUGCCAUGAAUUUUUAGACUUGUUUGAAGAAAAAGAAUCAGUAGUGGAGGAAAUCCUUUCAGAUGCAAUCACAGAAAAUUGGAAAGAUUUUCGUAAGGCUUUGCAGUCCUGUGAUCCUAAGUGUACUGGCACUAUUAAAAGAGGUCAUCUAAGAAAAGUCCUACAGCUGUGGUUUUCCUCUUUGUCAGAUCAACAGUCUAUGAAGCAGCAUGUUAAGACUGAGGAUACAUGCUGUUUUUCUAAUGGUAACUAUAGUCCUGGACUGAUCUCUCAUUUCGCAGAGGUAUAUUCAGAAUUGUACAACACUCAAAACAUUGCAUCAGGAGAGCAAACGCCCAUGGAUCAUUCAUCAAAGACUCUAGGAUUCAGAAUCAAGCAGAUUGAAGAUCAAGCUAACAAAUAUGCCCAGAAUAGAACUGUUGAAGAAGUAAUCAAAAGGCUGAAGGACAGAGUGAUACAACAGACAGCCACUACUAAAGGCAGCUUUUUUGCCUACAACAAGCAUGGGAAAAUUAAUAAAGCUGGCUUGUGGAAGCAGGUGUUGGAAGAUCAUGGUAUGCCAAUGGAUGACAGUCAAUUUAAUCUACUAACAGAAAAGCUACGGUUACCAGAUGGAGGGUUGAGUUUUCUGGAUUUUGUGGCAAUAUUGGAAGAUGCCAGAUUGAAUGGGCCAGGAGCUACAUUAUGUAACAGCGCAAACCAUGGAGUAAAUGAUGCUAAAUAUCAUUACAUGACUGCUGAAGAAUGUCUCAAUCAACUUAAUGAUAAGCUGAUGGAAGUCUAUGGGGACACCUAUUCUGCCUUCCGUGAAACAGACAGUAACCAUGACGGUAUUAUCAACAUGCUUGACUUCCAUCAAUUCUUAGACAGCUUUCUGCUUCGUCUUAGAGGUGAGGAAUUUCUGCGCCUACUUGGUUUGUUGGGAAUGAACCUGACCUCCACGUUAAAUUACCAAGAAUUCUGUCAACUGUUCCACACUCAAGAAACUAAGGAGAUGAUAACCGAUGCAGAGCUAGCUUGUGAUCACGCUCAUUACUACCUUGUUAUCAAAGCAAGAACCAGAUGGCAUGACCUAGCAAGGAAUUUUCAGGAAUUUGACAGUGAAGGAAAAGGCAUUAUACAGCCAAGGGACUUGAAGACAGUCUUGUUCAGAUUUGGCAUUCCAAUCACCCUGGAAGAAUUUAAGCAGCUUUGGGCAAGGUAUGAUACAGAUGCAAAACGAUAUCUUACUCACCAAGAAUUUUUACACAAACUGGGGAUAGAGUUUGCACCGGCUGACAAAGGGCUCAGCAACCACAUCACGGACAACAGCUAUGCACAUUUACAACUGCAUUAUAAUAAUCAACAAAAGAAGCGUUCAAAGCUGGAAGAGCAGCAGAAACAGCAAACUAAAGCUCUGCAUGUAAGAGAAAUUAAAAAGCAGAUCAAUCUGCUCCCUUUCAGAGAUAAAUUUAGGGAUUACUUCCAAGAUUUCAAUAAGGCCUUUCAUAAAGUGGAUAAAAAUAGAGAUGGCUGUGUAACAGUAUUGUCUGUGAUCCAGCAGAUGUUUUCAGCUGACAGACAGAAAUUUGGUGAGUUGCGAGUGCAGCCUGCAGAGCCCGUGGGCUGGGCUCCCGGGUACGGCCUGACCACGAGUGAUCAGAAGAGAAACCCUCAGUGGAGACAGCACACCAUGAGUCAACGGCAGCAGCUGCUGGGCCGAAUGUGCCAACCCUCUGUGCACCUCAGUGGACACACCAAAGGAAGCUUAGGAAUCAUCAUUCAUGACAGCAAGCUCUCUUAUUUUGAUUUCCUGAGAGCAAUUGAUGAUGGCAGAGCAUCUAAAUACCAACAGAGACAAAAGCAGGCUGCACCACCUGCAAGCUUUGCAGCACUCAGCUUAGGACAGACCCUAAUUAAUAUAAAAGAAAUAGUUGCAUCAUCUUAUGAUUUGUUGUACAAGACUGAGGAAGGGCAAAAAGUCAUUCCGCCUAAAUCUUCUUUGGAGCUGUCAGACCAAGGCAUCCUCUCGCAGGUACAAGAAGUAAUGACUGCUGGCUUUAACACAAUUGCACAAGAGUUUAAAGAUACUGCCUCUUCAAAAGAUAAUACAGUAUCAAAAGAGGAGUUCUGGGGUAUAUGUAACCGACAUCAGCGGCUGACUGAAGAACAAUUAGAAAAUCUUUGGAACAUAGUGGAUUUCAACGCUGGUGGACGAUUGAAGGAUGACGACUAUUUGAAGAAGUUCAUCUCAGAAGUUGUAACGAUGCCAUCAAGCACUCCUGGUGCAACUGGUUCUGCAACUUCUGCCAAGCCAGCUGCCCAUACCAUGCAGGACCCACGUGUGUCUUCUCACCCUGAACGUCCCAAGACACAAUCUUCUCUAGUAGGGCGAAAGAGCGUUAAGUGUGGUUGUUUCAUGAAUUUUCUGUUUUUUCAUUUCUGUGUUUGCUGGCCUGUCCAAAAACUUUCUGGUGGUCUUGCCUGCUUGUCUGCCAGAUUACAGCCUGGUAGUCUAACUGAUGGACUUGUCAUGAAGGCCAGUGAUCUGAGAGAGAUACCAGCAUCCAGUCACCCUCGGACAACAACUUGUUCUGCACCUAUCCUUAACUGUGAAACAACAGAAAAUAAGAUAAGAAAGAACAUUCAACAUUCCUAGAGAGGCAUACUGAAAGUGUGUAAAGAGAAGGAUGUCAGCAAUCUAGGAGAAAUCCCAGUGCCAGACUUCCUAGAUGUGGAACGAACAGAUUGCUACCAAGGUAUGAAGAGGGUAUCAUUAGGAAUUAUCAAGUAUUCACUACCAGUAGGGAGACGAAUCUUUCUCAUCCAACUUUGUCAGCUGAGUCCUGGACCACAAACCAUAUCGUUCUUCAGUGCAAUGCUGAGAAUUCAGCCCCAGAUCCUGCACUGCUGGAGACCAGUGAAGCAAACUUUUAAAUCCUAUGAUGAAAGUCAUACCGGACCGUUACAUAUUGCAGAUUUCAGACAAGUUCUUCAUGACUAUGGCAUCAACAUAACUGAAGAGGAGUUAUUCAACAUUUUGGAAUAUUAUGAUAAGAAUUUGUCUUCAAAAAUAUCCUAUAAUGAUUUUCUCCGGGCAUUCAUACAGUAGGAUUUGAUCAAAUGCAGGAAACCAUAGAUAAAGACAGUGACUGAUUUAUAAUUUCAAAUUUCAAACUAAUAAAUUAAUUGAG